AUGGAAAACAGCGAUAAUGGCAUUUUGUUGGCUGCAGCGUUGUGUUCUUUUGUCAGCCUCGAUGAAAACACUGCAAGUUGUCGGUCCAAGGCUGUGGUGUCAGCGGGUGAUGUUAACUCUCUAGCAGUACAUACCUUUCCAGUGUGUCCUGCUCAUCUCAGGGUUCUCCAGCUGGCUGAGGAGCUGAAAUUUGCCCUGGAAGGACAGAUAUGUGCAGAGGACAAGGAGACCCUGCUGAGACAAAUGCCCUCUGCCACGGCUCACGCUCUGCUGCUGUGGAUUGACAGGAGAUCAGAGAUUUCAAGAGAUGUGGUAAAGGUGUCUGUCCCCCUGGCUUUGGACCCUCUAUGGCCGAGGCACAGCAUAUACUCAUCUUGUAGGGGCUGCAGGUCGAGUUGCCAGAGGAAUUCGAGAGAGGUCAAUGUGCAAGGCUCAGGCAAUGGUGAGAGCUACCAGGAGCAACUGUCUCGUCUAGAAGAAGAUAAAGAGUCUCUUGUGUUACAGGUGAGUGUGUUGACAGAUCAGGUGAAGGCUCAGGGAGAGAAGAUCAGAGACCUGGAGAAUUCUCUUGUGGAAUAUCAGCACAAGCUCAACUCCACUGAGGAGAUGCUUCAACAGGAGCUUCUGAAAAGGAGUUCUCUAGAGUCACAGAAGCUAGGGUUGAUGGAGGAAGUGUCCUGUCUAAAACUGAAGCUGGAGAACAUGGAAGAGAAACACAUCAAGAGUGCUGAGAGACAACAUAAAGCUGAGAGUGUAGUGAAUCUGAUUAGCGAGCUUCAGGAGCAGAUGUGUAGGAUUCGGCAGGAGAUCUCUAGUAAGAUCCAAGAGAAGCCAGCGGAGAUGGUCCCAGAGGAAGGCUGUGGCAGUGAGCCAGCGCAUGCCUCUCUGACUGAGCCAAAGCCAGUGAACCUGCUUCAGGAGCUCAAGAUGCUCAAGCAUCGAGUUGACGAGCUGAAACAGGAGAAGAUGCAGUACGAGCAGAAGCUCAAGGUGACACAGGCAGAGAUCAUGAGUUUACAGCAGCUGUUGAGCUGUAAGAACUCUGAGAUAGAGAGUCUACAGGCUCAACUGCUCUCCAGAGCUCCAGUGUCUGUAGACAGCGCAGAAAGAGAGGAGAUAUACAGAAGGAGACUCAACACCAAACAUCAGGAGCUACAAAGGCUGAAGACAGGAAUGGAAUCACUUAUUUCAGCAAAUGAUGAAAAGGAUCGUCGAAUAGAAGAGCUCACUCUCCUCCUCAGCAAGUUCAGACAAAUGAAUGACAUCAUGACUUUAGUUCAAGACCCAGAAGACAAAUCAGCACAGAUAAGCAGUGAAGAUGGAAAACAGAAUGGGACUGUAAAGAUGAAGACUUUAACACAUAAAGCUCAUGCUGAGUUGACCUUUAGUAGCUCAUCUCCUCUGCUGUUUUCUUCAGUUUCUUCUCAGAAAGAUGCAAACCCCAGGUCCAUCAGUAUGGAAGACUUUGAAGGCAGCUCAGCACAAAAGGUUGUGGAUGGGAAACUGGUAGAUCAUGUUCUUUCAGAGGAGACUCGACCAGCUGAUAACAAACAUCCGACACACCUAACAGUGUUGAGUCACCCAGAGAAGGGAGAGAGUGAGGCGAGUGACACAUCAGACCAGAGGACACCAGAGAACAAGGAUGAAGACAUCAACCUUAGAAUUACAGAGAAAAUGAAGGACAUGACCAAUUCUGACCUUUCUUCAGUGUCUUCUGGAGUUGACUCUGGACAGCAGUCUCCUGUGUUACAAGAAAACGUCAAAAAUAGCAGCAUAUGCAAACUUUGGGGAAAGAUGAAGAGGACAGGUGUGCUGUCAGAUGACAUUGAGCCCACUCAGUUCAAGAGAGGAGGGUUCAGGGCCACAGCUGGGCCUCGGCUAACACGGACCCCUGAUUCUGGAUGCUCAUCCCGUGCACACACACCUUUCUCUAAGUGGACGACUGAGCAGGUGUGUGGUUGGCUGGAGGACAUUGGUUUGGGGCAGUAUGUCAGUUUGGCACGUCAGUGGGUGGACAGCGGACAAACCCUCCUCUCUGCCACUCCGCAGGAGCUUGAGAAGGAGAUUUGUAUUAAACAUCCUCUGCACAGAAAAAAGCUGCAAUUGUCUCUCAGAGCUUUUAGUUACAAGACGAUGGAGAAAUAUUCAGAACUGGAUCACAUCUGGGUUACACGUUGGCUUGAUGAUGUCGGUUUACCACAGUACAAAGAUCAGUUCUAUGAAAGCAAGGUUGAUGGCCGCAUGCUACAGUACCUAACAGUGAAUGAUCUCUUGUUCUUGAAAGUCACCAGUCAGCUCCAUCAUCUGAGCAUUAAAUGUGCCAUCCAUGUCCUCCACGUUAACAAGUUUAACCCAAACUGCCUGAGACGCAGGCCAGGGGAUGAAAAUAAGACAUCUCCAUCUGAGGUGGUGCAGUGGUCCAACCAUCGUGUGAUGGAGUGGUUGAGAUCGGUGGAUUUGGCUGAAUAUGCUCCAAACCUUAGAGGUAGCGGCGUUCAUGGAGGCCUAAUUAUCCUGGAGCCUCGCUUUCAGUCAGAGACCUUGGCCAUGUUGCUCAACAUCCCUCCACAGAAAACCCUCCUCAGACGCCACCUCGCCACUAACUUUAACUCACUGGUGGGGCCUCAGGCCCAGCAGGAGAAACAGGAGUUUGCCAAUGCCAGUGGGCAUGCACCACUUACCACCACUGCCAAAGUCAGGCCAACGAAGCUUGGUUUUACUCAUUUCCGACAACUAAGAAAGCUCAGAGUGGAUGAAUCAGCAGAUUAUAUCUGCCCCAUGGAUACAGGGACCCCACCAGCCCUGAGUGGGACACCAAAGCGGACUUAUGGAAGCUUCAGGGGCAUCAGCCCCAACCUGGCCAGAGACUCAGACAGACUGGAGAAGGCUGGGUCUAAGAACUGAUUCAUUGCUUCUUCAAUUUAGCCAUUCUUAGCCAAACAAUGCAGUGCUUACUGCCAGUAACACCAUAAACUGCCAGCACUGAAGUAACUCCACCCUGCUGCCUGAAGAACUUCAGCAUUAACACCAUCAAUCAGGAAAAGCCCAGAACUGAUUCUUCAGUGCAUCAUCCUGGAAAUGACUGACC
Sinocyclocheilus anshuiensis is the source of this 3088-nucleotide messenger RNA. RefSeq names its product liprin-beta-2-like. The transcript has 26 exons. Bases 1 to 2904 code for a protein of 967 amino acids. Gene Ontology annotation, molecular function: protein binding. The record is from RefSeq and is a predicted model, not a curated record. Lineage: Eukaryota; Metazoa; Chordata; Actinopteri; Cypriniformes; Cyprinidae. Gene Ontology annotation, biological process: neuromuscular junction development. Gene Ontology annotation, cellular component: presynaptic active zone.